CGUCUCCUUUUUAAUUCUUCAUGAUAAUCCAAUUUUUUGCAGUUAUUGUCGCGGGAAUCGUUCUUUUUCGCAAAAUGCUCUUCCAAAAAGCCAAAAACUUGGAAAAUCAAGUUGUCCUGAUAACGGGCGGUGCUAAGGGUCUCGGGAAGGAAAUUGCCAUGCAACUUGCGAAAUAUAACUGCAAAAUUGCAAUUGCUGACUUGGACAUGGCAAAUGCUGAAAAAACUUGUGACGAAUUACGAACGCAAGGAACACUCGAUGUCAAGGCUUACAAAGUUGAUGUGUCAAGUUUAGCUGAAAUUGAGCACUUAAAAACGCAAAUAACGAAGGAUUUGGGUCCCGUGGAUAUUGUCAUCAACAAUGCUGCGAUAAUUAUGAUUCGUUCGGUGCAAGAAGAGAACCCGGAACUACUUCAGAAGAUGAUUGACGUGAAUGUCAUGUCACUUGUGUGGACAACUCGCGUCUUUUUGCAAGAUUUGAUCGAUAAAAAGCGCGGGCAUAUUGUCUCAAUAUCCUCGAUUGGAGGUUUAUUUGGUGCCCCGGACUUGCAUGUUUAUAGUACGAGUAAAUUUGCCGUAAGGGGGUUCAUGGAAGCACUUUAUACGGAUCUUCUGAGGUACGACAACGAUAAAUUUGUGAAAACAACGACGGUUUUUCCGUGUUUUAUCAAUACAGGAAAUUCAAUUGAAGAACACACAAACAACAAUUAUAAAUUAAUAAAAAUGUGGGAUGUGAAGUCAGUUGCAAAGAGAAUUGUGAAGGCGAUUCGAUAUGAUGAGAGAAUUGUCACGAUACCAUCGAUUGCAUACAUUUUUGGAUAUAAAAUACAAAUACCGACGUUCAUUUGGAGGGCUUUUAUUAAAAACAUGACGAAACCCAAAAAAAACUGAAUAAUUUUAAGAAUUAAAGCCAAGUACAAAAAUUCAAGGGAGCAUCAUAGGAGCAAAAAAUAAAACAUUUAUUUAUUGAAAAAAAAUCACCUUUGAGAAAUUAAAAAAAAAAAUCACAAAAAAUUAAAAAUUUCACAAAUCCAACUCCCGACAAACAUCAUAUUCCUCUUCGUGAUGGCAAAAACACCAAUCAUGUCCCCUAAAAUACGCUUCGCCAGGUUCGCAAUUUUCGGGACGCCCGCAUAACAUUUCCGUACAAAUAUCAUCUUCACCUGGAUAUCCACAAGUGCAAAUAUUACAUCCGUUGGUCCAUUGUUCCAUCGGAGCGCAAUCGAUUGGGCGCAAAAAUUCGUUAACAGCUGCUGAUUUGGUUACUUUACAAAUUAAAGUUUAGUUAAAAAAAUAUUUUUUAAAUAAUUUUGUGCGUUAAUUUCAUACCAAGAACCAUAAAAAGUACAAAA
Culicoides brevitarsis is the source of this 1351-nucleotide messenger RNA. RefSeq names its product short-chain dehydrogenase/reductase family 16C member 6-like. The transcript is spliced from 3 exons. The coding region runs from base 21 to 890 and encodes 289 amino acids. Lineage: Eukaryota; Metazoa; Arthropoda; Insecta; Diptera; Ceratopogonidae. Gene Ontology annotation, molecular function: oxidoreductase activity, acting on the CH-OH group of donors, NAD or NADP as acceptor. The record is from RefSeq and is a predicted model, not a curated record.